Molecule: messenger RNA, 1404 nt
Organism: Closterium sp. NIES-65
Lineage: Eukaryota; Viridiplantae; Streptophyta; Zygnematophyceae; Desmidiales; Closteriaceae
Source: the annotation of a GenBank genome assembly
AUGCGCCAUUGCCAACCCCUACGUCUGUGCCGGGGAUGCAUGUCCCUCCCUGUGACUGUGUGGCAUGGCGUGUCGUUAUGUGUGUGCUGGCUGGCAGGGACGUCCUCCCCACCUUUGCGGUUCUCUUCCCCUCCUCCCUCAUCGAGCAACUACUCGCCGUCGAUGGGCUCGUGUGAGUGGAUGGGAUGCGGCCGUGCUGGUAACCACAUUCGAUCCUUUCUCCCUUGUUCUUCGCUCUAUACCCCACACCCUUCCCCUCCUCCCUCGUUGAGCGACUCCUCGCUGUUGAUGGGCUCGUGUGAGUGGAUGGGGCGGGACACAAGCACACGUGUCCACGAUGCAGGGAACUGCCUUCUCUCCCUCCCUCUCUCGCUCCUCUCCCUAUACCUCCACUCCCUUUCGCCCUUCCGAGUCAUCCAUCUGCCCUGUAUUCGUCUCAGAAUCAGUCGCCCUUCUCCCUCUCUCUCCUCCUCUCCACCUCUGCACUCAUCUCCUCCCUCCCCCAGCUUCGAUCCGGCUCUAUUGCUGCACGGAGAGCAGUACCUAUGCCUCUUCCGCCCCCUGCCCACCUCUGCCAAGGUGGUGAAUCGUGCGCGCAUAUCAGCGCUGAAGGACAAGGGCGGGACGGCUAUAGUGGACGUGGAAACAGUGGUGAAUCGAGCGCGCAUAUCAGCGCUGAAGGACAAGGGCAGGGCGGCCAUAGUGGACGUGGAAACAGUGUCGUUCGACCGCGAGUCAGGCGCCAGGCUGGCAGUCAACAGGGACCUGAAGGACAAGGGCAGGGCGGCCAUAGUGGAAGCUGAGGCAGUCUCAUUUGACCGCGAGUCAGGCGCCAGGCUGGCAGUCAACAGUGCGUCAGUCGCCAGACAGCCAUCCGUUCGCCCAGCACCCCAUGCAUCAGCAGAGGAGCGCAUCCCCCCCAAUCAGGCUCUGCUGUACCGCCUCUGUGGCGACCUCAACCCCCUCCACUCCGACCCUGAAUUCGCCGCCACUGCAGGCUAUCCUCGCCCGAUCCUGCACGGCCUCUGCACGCUCGGCUUUGCCACCCGAGCCAUCCUCCGAACCUGCUGCAGGGGCGACCCGAGCCUCUUUCACAGCGUGCAGGUUCGGUUCACCGGGCAUGUGUUUCCUGGGGAAACUCUCAUCACCCGAACCUGGCAGCCCGUGUCCAUACCAGCAUCAAGCGCAGCAGGGGAAGAUGAGCCAGCAGGAUCGGGAGAGGGGGGCGUGGGAGCAUGGGGGAGGCCGUUGAUGCGUGUGAGCUUUGAGUGCUGGAUCGCAGAGCGCAACAGGAUGGUGCUGUCUGGGUGGAUGCAGCUGUGUGCUGACAGUGAAGGCACGGACAAUGAAUUCACGGGAAGAGAUGUUACGGGCGGAACCCGCUUGGCCAAGCCACGCUUGUAG